Amblyraja radiata (thorny skate) is the source of this 609-nucleotide messenger RNA. Its product is annotated as histone-lysine N-methyltransferase PRDM9-like. The transcript has 2 exons. The record is from RefSeq and is a predicted model, not a curated record. The annotation marks the transcript as partial. NCBI's taxonomy places the organism in Eukaryota, Metazoa, Chordata, Chondrichthyes, Rajiformes, Rajidae.
UGCACCCAGUGCGGCAAGGGCUUCACCCGCUCCAGCACCCUGCUGCAACACCAGCGCACCCACACUGGCGAGCGGCCAUACACCUGCAUCCAGUGCGGCAAGGGCUUCACCUGCCCCAGCAACCUGCUGUCCCACCAGCGCACCCAUACUGGCGAGCGUCCCUACACCUGCAUCCAGUGCGGCAAGGACUUCACCCGCGCCAGCAACCUACUGGUGCACCAGCACACCCACACCAGCGAGCGCCCCUACACCUGCGCCCAGUGCGGCAAGGGUUUCACCCACCCCAGCAGCCUGCUGGUGCACCAGCGCAACCACACCGGCGAGCGCCCCUACACCUGCGUCCAGUGCGGCAAGGGCUUCACCCGCUCCAGCACCCUGCUGCAACACCAGCGCACCCACACUGGCGAGCGGCCAUACACCUGCAUCCAGUGCGGCAAGUGCUUCACCUGCCCCAGCAACCUGCUGUCCCACCAGCGCACCCAUACUGGCGAGCGUCCCUACACCUGCAUCCAGUGCGGCAAGGACUUCACCCGCGCCAGCAACCUACUGGUGCACCAGCACACCCACACCAGCGAGCCGCUUUGCCAUGGCCUCCCAUGUCCCGUCUAA